AUGAGAAUACACGCUGGAGAAAAACCUUAUAAAUGUGAUGUUUGUAGAAACUCUUUUAAUUGGGUAAAUAAUCUUGAUGUUCACAUGAGAAUACACGCUGGAGAGAAACCUUAUAAAUGUGAUAAACCUUAUAAAUGUGAUGUUUGUAGAAACUCUUUUAAUUGGGUAAAAAAUCUUGAUGUUCAUAUGAGAAUACAUACUGGAGAGAAACCUUAUAAAUGUGAUGUUUGUAGAAACUCUUUUAAUUGGGUAAAUAAUCUUGAUGUUCAAAUUAGAAUACGCGCUGGAGAGAAACCUUAUAAAUGUGAUGUUUGUAAUAAAUGA
Lottia gigantea (owl limpet) is the source of this 324-nucleotide messenger RNA. RefSeq lists its product as hypothetical. Gene Ontology annotation, molecular function: DNA-binding transcription factor activity, RNA polymerase II-specific; RNA polymerase II cis-regulatory region sequence-specific DNA binding. Gene Ontology annotation, biological process: regulation of transcription by RNA polymerase II. The record is from RefSeq and is a predicted model, not a curated record. The transcript has 2 exons. Lineage: Eukaryota; Metazoa; Mollusca; Gastropoda; Lottiidae. Bases 1 to 324 code for a protein of 107 amino acids.